This is a messenger RNA of Penicillium malachiteum, 612 nucleotides long. RefSeq lists its product as uncharacterized. The record is from RefSeq and is a predicted model, not a curated record. The annotation marks the transcript as partial. NCBI's taxonomy places the organism in Eukaryota, Fungi, Ascomycota, Eurotiomycetes, Eurotiales, Aspergillaceae. The transcript is spliced from 2 exons.
AAUGGCAGCUGGCCAUCAUACAUAUUGGUAUUUCACAACAAUGGCUGUGCAUGGUGGGUUAAAGUCAUUAUGAAAGGGCCUCUGCCAGAAUCAAUCACGGAACUGGAAUAUUUAAAGCGCGGGUCGACAUUUCGGAAAUUUAUUGAAGCAAUCAAUUUUACUCGAUUGCAACUUUUGGAUAAUACAUACUUCGUCAAGCCUUGUUUUGACCUAUUCAAAAACUUUUACGUUGCUGUUGCCCAUAAAAUGCACUGCAAUAUCAUGGAAGACCCAGGGAGAGUUAUCUCCCUGACUAUCGAUCAACGUCACUUGCAUGUUCAAGAUUUACGAACUUUUGAUGCAAGUUGCCUGCAAAAAACUAAGUUCGUUGCUCCUACUGUGUCUACUGUCACAUUUGAGCAACAAAAAUUUGCGUACAAAACAAUUGACCCCUCCGUUUACGAGCCUGGAGACACACAAAACAUAUUGUAUGAGAUUGAUGCCCUCUCACAGCUCCGUGGACAUUCAGAUAUUGCUCAACUGUUGGGCGUGGUUGUUUCAGAAAACCCAUACAAAACCAACCCAUCAAAUGAGAUAUCAAUAGUUAUCACAGGAUUCUUACUUGAAUACUAA